GCGGAGACGCGGCGCUGGAGUGGGGAGGGGCGGAGCCUGGGCCGGAAGCACCGGGGGGGGGAAGGGUGCGUGUUGCCCCGAAUCGGGUCGGAAGGGAAACAGCCCGAUAGGACCGGCUUUGACGGGGCAGUUGCAGUACCUCAAGAAGAAGGAAAGUUUGUGGAGUGGAAGGUUCCAAUGGCAGAGCUAUCUGCACACUUAUCACAGGUCCAGCAUGGGCAACUGAGAGAGAACUCCCCUGACAACCAUCUGGCCAACACGGUUGCAUCUCUGACCUGUGAUCUGUUUAAUGCUAAUCAGAAUGACAACACCGAAAGACGGCAUCACGAGAGCAGCAAUCAGCGACAUAAUGAUAAUUCCAAUUCAGCGUCUAAUGGGCAGCCACAGCACAGCACUCGCCAAGUGGUGGAACAAGAUGAUGACGAUGAAGAGGAGUUAACACUGAAAUACGGGGCAAAGCAUGUGAUCAUGCUCUUUGCACCCGUCACACUUUGUAUGGUGGUGGUAGUUGCAACUAUCAAGUCUGUCAGUUUUUACACACGCAAGGAUGGACAGCUCAUCUAUACCCCCUUUACAGAAGAUACUGAAACAGUGGGACAAAGAGCUUUGAAUUCUGUUCUCAAUGCUGCUAUCAUGAUUAGUGUCAUUGUUGUCAUGACAAUAUUCUUGGUUGUGCUUUAUAAGUACCGGUGCUAUAAGGUGAUCCAUGGGUGGCUCAUCGUUUCUUCUCUCUUCUUGCUUUUCUUUUUCUCAUUCAUUUAUUUGGGGGAGGUUUAUAAGACCUAUAAUGUUGCCAUGGACUACAUUACCAUAGCACUUAUGAUCUGGAACUUCGGCGUAGUAGGAAUGAUCUGCAUUCACUGGAAAGGCCCUCUUCGGCUUCAACAGGCCUACCUCAUUAUGAUAAGUGCUUUAAUGGCCCUGGUAUUUAUCAAAUACCUUCCUGAGUGGACUGCCUGGCUCAUCUUGGCAGUAAUUUCAGUGUAUGAUCUGAUUGCUGUACUGUGUCCUAAAGGGCCUCUUCGUAUGCUGGUUGAAACAGCUCAAGAAAGAAAUGAAACUUUGUUCCCAGCGCUCAUUUACUCAUCAACAAUGAUAUGGCUAGUAAACAUGGCUGAAGAAGAUGCUGAAGCCCAAAAGAAAGCUCCCCCAAACUCUACUUAUGAUAAACAAGUCACAGCUAAUCAGAACCAGAGUGCAGGUGCUGAGGCUGACGAUGGAGGUUUCAAUCAGGAAUGGGAGCAGCAACGAGAUAGGAGGAUAGGGCCUGUGGGAUCAACCCCUGCAACACGAGCUGCUGUUCAGGCUCUCCCCACUAAUUCUGUAGCGAGCGAGGACCCAGAGGAAAGAGGAGUUAAGCUUGGUUUAGGGGACUUCAUUUUCUACAGUGUUCUAGUUGGCAAAGCCUCAGCAACAGCCAGUGGAGACUGGAACACAACUUUAGCCUGUUUUGUAGCCAUUUUAAUUGGCUUGUGCCUUACCCUCUUGUUGCUUGCCAUCUUUAAAAAAGCCUUACCAGCUCUUCCAAUCUCCAUAACCUUUGGGCUCGUUUUCUACUUUGCCACAGAUAACUUGGUGCAACCUUUUAUGGACCAGCUAGCUUCUCAUCAGUUUUAUAUCUAGCACACUUUAAGUUGACCACUGCUGGACGUUAGUAUUGACUGUAGCAAAUAUGGGAGGGAAAACGUAUUUCUUCCCAUUUCUUAAAGCACCCACUGUGCUGGGCACUACAGGAUUCUUCUCUGUAAAAAUUAAUGGGUAAUAGGACAGUGAGUCCUCAGCAGUUGGAGUUCUACGUCUCUGAAAGGACCACAUGUACAAAGGUUGCCUAUGCUUUCACCAGCAACAUUAACUACUCAGCACAGCAAUUCCACCCCCACCCCAGUGUUGAAGAUUGUUGCAAAGGGGGCUGGUAGAUCAGACGAACAUGUCUGAAUGUUAGAAGAGUCAGCCUGCCUCCAGAACACCAACUAUCAGCAGUUGCAUCUUGAUCCCAGUGUGGGAUCAAGUUACCUCUGUAGAUGAGAGGAUUUUAUCUUGUCUAAAGAGAAAAUCAUGAAAGCCGUUCUGUGUGCUUUGUGAUACAUUUUUACAAUUCUAAUUGUCAUUCAGACACAAUAGCCUGUGUAGAAAUUUUGAAGUUCUGAGCAUUCUUCAACAGAGAAAAUAUAUUUCCUGAUUUUGCUGCCAAAUGUUCCUUGGAUUCAGUUUGCAACAGACUAGACAUCGAUCAAGAUUGUGAUCUUUGAUUUCCAAAUAAAUGUAAUUCUUACUAAAUUUAUAUAACCCAUUUUUGGAUUUCUCCCUUUUCUCAUAACUAUUCUGAAUACUACUUCAACAUUAUUUCUGAGCUAUAUAAUGUAUACAAAUAUUAAGAGAUAAGAAGACAGAACACUCUUAAAGCUACAGGAUAGCCAUUGACACAUCACACCAAAACAUUUCUAGGGUUUUUUAAAUGAAGUAGCAAAUUCAUAUUUUGUUCUCAAACUUACAAUUGUUUUAGUUUUUCUUGAGAUCAUUGUGUAAAAUGUUGUGUGUCAUACUGUAAAAGGGACAAGACAUAUUUUAUAAGACUGAAGGGACUGCAAGGCAUUAAUGGCUUCUGGAGAUGGACUAGGUAAAUUCAGCCCUUCAUAUCCUCUUGACCACAUUUAAUUUCAGAAUCUUUUGAAAGAUGCUGAUUCACUAAUGUAUUGUUUAGCUAGAUUUGCUUAUACCCCACUGCCCAACAGGCCCAUCAAAUUUGCCUUCAGGAUUCUUUAGCACAGUCAUUCUUUAGUUCUUAUACCUUCUCCCAAAAUUUACAGAGAACAUUAGGGAACUGCUUAUCAGCAGAAGUCUGAAAGUCAAAUCAAGCAUGACAGAAAUACUGUGAAAAUGGAUUUUUCUAUUUUUUCUGUAUACUGGAAUUUAUUAAAGACCGAUUGCUAACAAAAUGAGAAGUAGCAUUGUUAUCUGUAUCUGUAGUUAAAUGAGGCUAGUUAAGUGUCUACAUUCUGGUGGCAAUGAAGAUACGGGGCUAAUAUAGUAUAUUCAAACCAUAGUGAAUACCAAACUUUUAAGGGCUGCAGUCAUGGAUUACUUUGGCUCAUGAGAUUUGGGAUGAUAUGGUUGGAAUUCUGUCCUUGUACAUUACCACAUUGCUGAUGUGGUAAAAGAAACAAUAUUGGAGUCCAUUAGAAGGAUUUUUAGGAUGGAUAAACACAUUUUCUUCAGUUUUAUUGGUAUCUUAUUUUGGCAGCUAAGUGUAAAGACCAUUAUCAAGACAUCUGCAGUAGCUGGUUCUGUACAGUGGUGUGAUCUUCUUGUUUCAUAAUACUGGAAAUGGAGUAGAAUUGAAUUUUUGCUCUAGCAUUUGGUUUUCUUUUUUCAGACACUGGUUUGUAUAUAAUCUGAACUGAAUGUGAAUAAGCCUUUUUAAAACAUCUUUUCAAUUAAACAUAAUUUUGAUAGGUUAUUUCAAUUUUCUCUGUAUUUAUCAAAUUAUUACAAUAAAUAAUGCAUGAAUCUUAGAAA
Varanus komodoensis (Komodo dragon) is the source of this 3516-nucleotide messenger RNA. It is a transcript of the gene PSEN1, whose product is annotated as presenilin 1. The coding region runs from base 178 to 1623 and encodes 481 amino acids. Gene Ontology annotation, biological process: protein processing; calcium ion transport; Notch receptor processing. The transcript is spliced from 12 exons. Gene Ontology annotation, molecular function: beta-catenin binding; cadherin binding; aspartic endopeptidase activity, intramembrane cleaving. Gene Ontology annotation, cellular component: dendritic shaft; endoplasmic reticulum; apical plasma membrane. The record is from RefSeq and is a predicted model, not a curated record. NCBI's taxonomy places the organism in Eukaryota, Metazoa, Chordata, Lepidosauria, Squamata, Varanidae.